GUUAUCAUUUGCUAAUUAAGGGGGAUGCACAGUGAGAAAACAUAGAUUUAGGUCAAAAAUAUCGAUAUUUUAAAAUUAAUUGAUUUUAAUAGUUUAAAAUGUCUAGAAUACGAAUUCCCUAUCAGAAUACUAAAAAAAAUACGUUUUAUACAUCAAUUUUGUAUUUUAAAUGUAGAUAUAUAAGCAAAAUUUUGAUGUUUUGGUGAAAAAUCAACAUUUUGUAAGCUAUAGUUGAUAAGCUAAUGUACGCUCUCAUCCCUAACAGAUGGUAUCGAUACAAAGGUCUACUUUUCUAGUUCCGAUUAUGUGCAUGGUUUCUCAUUCUAUAAAUAAAUAGUACUGCAAUGAACUUUCAAAAUACGUCACUACCUCUUUUUUUCCCCUAUAUCCUCAUAUACACACCCACAAAGCCAUAUUUACGCAUGCGCACCAUCAAAGCUUCUAUAGUUACUGUAAUUACACGCAUGCGCACUGAAAAAGCUUCCGUAACUACAAAGUAUGCACGCAUGCGCACAUGACGUGAACCGGUCCUUCUUCUGUAAACUUCCAUCACAUCAACAAUCGAUUCAUUAUUGAAACUCAGAAAUGCCAACAAAAGGUUAUAUGUUUGGAAAGAAAAAACGUUACUGUAAGCCCAGAGGACGACAUGCUUCAAAGACAAAUGCACAAUUACAAAGCUCUGUUUUGGAUACAGCUGGAUCUGAAGCAGCAACAACACAGCCUGCAAGUGCAGCUGAGCGAAAAAUAUCCCUAACUGCAGUUACUAACGCUGAUAACACCAAUAAGAGGCUGCCUGAAGAUUUCAUAUACGUCAUGAUGAAUUCAAUGCAAUUGACCACAAUGGUCUCCUUGUUGUGCUGUCCACAUUGCUUUGACAACAAAUUAACUAUGUGCAUCACACAAUCAAAAGGCAUGGCUCAUUUGAUUAAAAUCAAAUGCCUAAAUUGUGAAACAUAUUUGUGGUCCGACUGGACCUCAAAAAAAAGUAAUGAUGUUCAUCUGGAUAUUAAUGUCCGCGCUGUCGCUGCAUUAAAAGAAUCUGGAAUCUCGCAUUCUAAAUUUGAUAGGUUUUGUGGACUUAUGAGUAUGCCCUGCAUGCACAGAAAUACUUAUAACAAUCUAGCUAACAUAGUCAAUACCGCUAUAAUUGAAGCUGGUGAAGAAUGUAUGAUUAGGGCAUCUGCUGUUGUGCAUGGAAGAAACAUUUCACAACCUCUAACUACAGAUGAAAGAAUAAGUUUAACAGGCUGUCCUGUUAUUACAGUUUCUUUCGAUGGGACUUGGCAUAAAAGGGGCCACUCAUCUCAUUCAGGAAUUGGCACAGUUAUUGAUUUUGAUACUGGACUCGUCAUCGACACCGAAGUCCUAUCAAAUUAUUGCCAUGUUUGUGAUUCAAACUCUGCAGAACUAAACUUUGAUGCCUCUAAGCAUAUGUGUCAAAAAAACUUCAGUGGCUCAGCAAAUGCAAUGGAGGCCGCAGCAGCAUCCAAAAUCUUUUCGCGCUCUGUGGCAUCCAGAAAACUUGUUUAUGGCACGAUGCUGUGUGAUGGCGAUAGUAAAUCGCAUUCAUCUGCCAUUACCAACUCAGGAUAUGAUGUAGAAAUCUUAAAAGAGGACUGCAUUAACCACAUCUCAAAAAGAAUGUUUAAUGCUUUGAACAAUUUAAAAAUGUCUAACAAAAAAGAACUAAAUUAUAGGCUUACAAAGCCAAAAAUUGAAAAAAUUACAAAUUACUAUUCCAAAGCUCUGCGCCAAAAUGCUCCCGACAUUCAAAAAAUGAAGCUGGCUGUUAUGGGCUCAUUUUUUCAUAUGAUGAGCUCAGACCUAGAUCAUAACCACAGGUUGUGUCCUGAUGGCGCUACAUCUUGGUGUCACUUUAAGAGAUCAGAGGCACUAAAACAGCCAUAUAAAAAACACAACCAGACCAUCACAUCAGAAAUAGGUAAACUGUUAUUUCCUAUAAUGAAAAGACUAACAGACACAGAUCUGUUAAAAAGAUGUUCUAGAAUGGGAACACAAAACGCCAAUGAAUCUUUUCAUUCCCUCAUUUGGCAAAGAUGCCCCAAAACAGAAUUCGCAACAUUAAAAACGGUAAGGGCUGCGACAUACCUUGCUGUUUUAGCCUUCAAUAAUGGACCUGUUGGCAUCAGAUCAGUUUUUGACAUAUUAGGCAUUCCCUGGACACUAAAGAACAUUUCUUCUAGUGAGAAAAAGCAAAAUGUCAAACUACAGCUUGUUAGAAAAAGAAAAUCAAUCGCAUUAGUGUCCAGGAGAAAAAACUUGAAAAAACGAAGAAUUGAGCAUGAGCACCGGGCAGAGGUUCUAGAAGGUCCAACCUAUCAAUCAGGCCAUUUUAAUGAAUAGUUUUUUGUUUUUUUUAUUAUCUAUUAUGUUGUUUUAUGUAAAUAUUCCCUUUUUUUUCAUUUUUAUGGUUACAAUAAAUAUUUUAUAUCAUUUUAAAAACUUUAAA
Molecule: messenger RNA, 2470 nt
Organism: Biomphalaria glabrata
Lineage: Eukaryota; Metazoa; Mollusca; Gastropoda; Planorbidae
Exons: 2
Coding region: 586-2364 (592 amino acids)
Source: RefSeq, a predicted model, not a curated record